AUGAAAGUUGUGGUGGUUCCCUCACCGUGUUUGAUUAUCGCUUCCGGUACAAGACGGUCUUCUCGACGGUGUGUAGCCGGCCUUGCUUCUGGUGGUUCGCGUCUCCUUCAGCGGAACUAUCCGGCGUCUGGAUCUUGUGAAGAGACUUUGAUGGUGUUGCGAUCGUCUUCAACGGAGAUCGCCGAGAAAUCUGAGAUGGGGUGGUUCGUUUGGUUUCCUCGGGAGUGGCCGAGGUCUGUUAAGACUGCGGAAGAAGAUAUAUCAAAGUCUAUCUAUGAGUUUCUGUAUCCACGCAAAGAAGAGCUCCCUAAUGACAAAGAGAUGACUAUAUUCGACCAUCUGGAGGAGCUCCGGGAGAGAAUAUUCGUCUCCGUUCUGGCUGUGGGAGGUGCAAUCACGGGUUACUUCGCCUUCUCCAAAAACCUAAUCGUGUUUCUUGAAGCUCCCGUCAAAACUCAGGGUGUUCGGUUUCUUGAUCUAGCUCCUGGCAAAUUUUUCUUCACUACUCUCAAGGUCUCUGGUUACUGUGGCCUUCUACUUGGGAGUCCACUGAUCCUUUAUGAGAUUAUAGCUUUUGUACAUCCGGGUCUGCUGACACGAGCUGAGAGAAGGUUUCUGGGGCCGAUUGUGUUUGGUUCCUCCUUGCUGUUCUAUGCUGGACUUGCCUUCUCCUACUGGGUGUUAACCCCUGCAGCGUUGAAUUUCUUUGUGAAUUAAGGGGGGGGGGGUUGACUCGUUCAGUUUGCCGUUGUCAUAGUGAUCUUUUUUUGACGCAACUGCUGGCCGCAGCGACCAUUAAAAGAACAGGGCUACGGUUUCAGGAGACAAUCUAUAAGUUGUGUUUCAGGUGGCGUCUAUAGUUGAGUGUAUCACAUGUAGUCAGGGGCUAAUCUAGAAGUCUUCUUAACUGGGUGCAUCACUAGUAAUAAAAAUUAAAUAUACAUGAAAAGGGAAUUGAACAUGGGAUAUUGUGGGUGCACAGGCUUAGCAUUAUCAUCUGAGCCACUGAAAAUUUACUGUUUUUACAUGUAAAAUGUUCAAUAUCAAAAUAACUAUGGGUGCACGUGCCACCAUACUCCGUAACGUAGCUUCGCCCCUGCAUGUAGUUUGUUUGUCUGUCCAUCUUUAUUCCUAUUAGUUAGGAGUUUUUCUCUUAGUGAGGUGAUCACAACUCUCUAAUUCUAAACACACUUCGACUAGCAUGAACAAUGAAUAUAUUUCGUGUAUUGUGAUGUAUUUUGGUAAAGAACAGUAAACAAAAUUACUUUGCUUAAUCUAACACACCAUACUAAAAUUCAGACCAAGAGCUGAAGAUGGAUGUAUCGCAUUCUUGAGAGUAUGAGCUGAAGAAGAAUUGGUUGGCAGCAGCUUAAGCUCUUCACUGUAUCAAUACAUAUACUGUCACUUGACCAGUUGACCGUCUACAACUGGUGAUAGGUAUGAGCAUUCGGGUAUCUGUUCAGGUACAGAUCGGA
This is a messenger RNA of Brassica napus (rape), 1475 nucleotides long. Its product is annotated as sec-independent protein translocase protein TATC, chloroplastic-like. NCBI's taxonomy places the organism in Eukaryota, Viridiplantae, Streptophyta, Magnoliopsida, Brassicales, Brassicaceae. Gene Ontology annotation, molecular function: proton motive force dependent protein transmembrane transporter activity. The transcript has 3 exons. Gene Ontology annotation, biological process: protein transport by the Tat complex; intracellular protein transmembrane transport. The coding region runs from base 1 to 717 and encodes 238 amino acids. Gene Ontology annotation, cellular component: TAT protein transport complex; membrane. The record is from RefSeq and is a predicted model, not a curated record.